This is a messenger RNA of Myotis brandtii (Brandt's bat), 2176 nucleotides long. It is a transcript of the gene SYCE1, whose product is annotated as synaptonemal complex central element protein 1. Gene Ontology annotation, biological process: synaptonemal complex assembly. Gene Ontology annotation, cellular component: synaptonemal complex. Lineage: Eukaryota; Metazoa; Chordata; Mammalia; Chiroptera; Vespertilionidae. The record is from RefSeq and is a predicted model, not a curated record.
GAGAGGAAAUGGCUGGGCUGCCGGGGCCUUCGAGGUCUGAGUCCUCGGGGACCGGGACGACGGACCAGGCUGGGAAGGCCGAAGGGCAGGCCAAGUCCUCACAGAAAAUUGAAAACUUGAUGGAGAUGGUGAAGAAGUUGCAGAAAGCGGGAAGCCUAGAGCCCAGGGUUGAGGUCCUGAUUAACCGGAUUAAUGAGGUCCAACAAGCGAAAAAGAAAGCCAGUGAGGAGCUGGGAGAGGCCCGGACUGUCUGGGAGACCCUGCAGAAGGAACUGGACUCACUGAGUGGAGAGAAAGUGCGCCUGAAAGAGAUCUUGAGUAAAAAACAAGAGACCCUGAGGAUCCUCCGGCUCCAUUGCCAGGAAAAGGAAAGUGAGGCACAGAGGAAGCAAGCCCUGCUAGAGGAGUGCAAGGAGCGAAUCUGUGCCCUCAACUUCCAGAUUGAGGAAGAGAAGAGCAAACAGAGGCAGUUGAGAUUGGAUUUCGAGGAACAGUUGGAGGAACUGAUGAGCCAGCACAAGGACCUCUGGGAAUUCCACAGUCCAGAGCAGCUGGCCCAGGAGAUUGGCGCCCUGGACAGCAGCAAUGAGCAAUUGCUCAAGGAAGAGAAGCUGGUAGAAGCAAAGCUGGAGGAUGUGAAGAAUCGUCUGUGCUCCCAGUUUGGUACCAAGGGCUGCUCUGCCAUCACUGAGGGGCUCUUCCACAGCACUGAUGGCCCCACCCUCAGGCAUCUGUUUGAGGAGGAGACCAGAAAGGCCCAGGAGCUCCUGGAGGACACUGCCCAGCGCCACGAGCAGCUGCAGGGGGAGUGCCAGCAGCUGCAGCAGAGGAGGCAGAGGUUGAAGGAGGAACUGGAAAAGCUCGGAGUGCAAGUCACUGCUCAAGCCCAGAGCAAACAAGAGGAUGGGGCCAGCCCAGAAGAAGCUGCCAAUCCAAAGCCCCUUGGAGUCAGCGAAGAGAAAGACCCAGAGCUGCCCACUGAGCAGAGCCUGAUACCCUCCUAGGCGAGGAGGUCCCCCCUGCCCUGGAGCUUAUGCCUGGGCUUCAGGAAAUAAAGGCACUAUUUCUGUACACCUGCCUCAGCUGUGUCCACGCUGGGGGGUUGGGGAAGGGGAGGAGAGGCCUCUGGGACUGGGUGAAGCUUUGGCCGCACUCGGCCUCUUGGCCUCAGAGGGCACUCAGUCAAUGGUUCCCUCACCUCCCAGUCUCUGGUCUGCUCACCUCCAGGACCCACUGCUCUGGGUCCCCAGGCAGAGGGAUGCAGACCUGAGACCUCUCACGAUAGGUCUAGGGUCCUGAGAACCCACCCUGUGGUGGUUUCUUCCAUUCCGUAGCCAGGUUUGGAUGACACAGCAUCCCCAAAAUCCCAACAAUGAGGACCAGGGUGCUGGAGACCUCAGCCAGUCAGUGACAUGCCCACACUCACCACUGACUGGCUGAGAAAAAGAAAUGCAGUUGGAGGCUGAGUGUAGUUUGUGCUCUCAUGGGCACAAAAUGUAUCACCGAGACCCUGUUAUAAGAAUAUCAUGUUAGAAACCCUCAGUGUGCUGGGAGACACUCAGGACUAUGUGUGCUUCUGAGGCCUGUUUCAAAUCCACCAAAAUGCAUCAACCCGGUUAAAGGCAGUAUUGUCUGUGCUCCAGGUCAAAAUACAGCAAAUUAAGUACAAAGAGAUUCCUUGUCUUGAAAGGCUCCCAUGCCCAGGUAGGACAGUGAAUGGUGGGGGUGGAGAGAGACCCACACAGGCCCCAGACUGAACAGCACUGUUUCCAUGGAAAAGGAAGAACAGGCCUCAGUGGGAAUUCUCCCGUCAGCAGGAGAGUUGAGGCAUCAAACCUGAAACUGAGACUCGGUUUGAACAACAGGCCCAAUGGCAUCCUUAUCCUAAUCCCAGAACUUGUGACCAUGUUACCUUACCCAGCAAAGGGGCCUCUGAAUAUGUGGUGAGGGUCUUGGGAUGGGGAGACUGUCCUGGGCCACCUGGGAGGAUCCCUACAAGAGGGAGGCAGGACGGUCCGUCAGAGACUGGAAGAUGGUACCACUGCUGGCUUUGAAGCAUGACCUGUUUAUUGAGGACAGUGUGUGCACGGUGUCCGGAGGCCCUGCAUCCCUAGUCGCUCCCCCCUCACUCGCACAGCUGAGAGCGGCUUCCUCACGCCCCUUUACCAUCUUCAGA